Molecule: messenger RNA, 2896 nt
Organism: Dendroctonus ponderosae (mountain pine beetle)
Lineage: Eukaryota; Metazoa; Arthropoda; Insecta; Coleoptera; Curculionidae
Gene: Zip48C
Product: zinc transporter ZIP11
Exons: 7
Coding region: 111-1151 (346 amino acids)
Biological process (GO): zinc ion transmembrane transport
Cellular component (GO): membrane
Molecular function (GO): zinc ion transmembrane transporter activity
Source: RefSeq, a predicted model, not a curated record
GACACGUUUCAUAUAGUAGAAGUAUGGGCGCAGAAAUGGCAGUUUGUGCGGGUACGCGGUUUUGUUAACUCGAUUUCAACACGCAAAUUAAAUAAAACAACAACGAAAACAUGAUUGAAGGCUAUUCGCCGGUUAUGCAGGCCUUUUUAGGCACAUUAUUCACCUGGGGAUUAACUGCAUGUGGUGCUUCCCUAGUUGUUAUCAUCCGAGGCUCUCAGAGGAAAGUUUUGGAUGCCAGUUUAGGCUUUGCCGCUGGUGUGAUGGUGGCAGCAUCAUUUUGGUCAUUGUUAUCCCCAGCUAUAGAACUAGCCGGUGAAUCUAAAUAUUAUGGUGAAAAUGGCGAAUAUGCCUGGGCUCCAGUAGCAUUGGGAUUCCUACUAGGAUCACUUUUUGUCUAUGGUGCGGAUGUACUCAUUUCCGUGCUCGGUCUGCACUCCCCGAACAUGAUGUUAGCGCUCCAUGCUUCUAAUAAAGGAAAAAGUAGAGAUGGGUCUCGAAGAGACUCUGCACAUAUGCCGCUACCUGACACAACUGCCGUGGAUGGGUUUUCUGACAUCGGGGGCACUCACGUUCAUCGUCGAAGGGUAGGUAAAAUGCUUCACACAAGCAAAGACCAACAUGCUGAUGGAAACCUUGUACUACAGAGUAUGGAGGAAGAAGAAUGCAAUAUUGAGGAAAUAGAACGCGGCCGUUGGAAGAGAAUUAUGUUGCUGGUAGUGGCCAUCACUGUCCACAAUAUUCCUGAAGGGCUGGCUGUUGGAGUCGGAUUUGCUGCUACUGGAAGUUCCACUUCUGCCAACUUUGAGAGUGCAAGAAAUUUGGCAAUUGGUAUUGGAAUCCAAAACUUCCCUGAAGGCUUAGCAGUCAGUCUACCUCUUCAUGCAGCUGGAUUUUCCGUAUGGAAAAGCUUGUGGUAUGGACAGUUGAGUGGAAUGGUUGAACCUAUUUUUGGUGUUUUGGGAGCGGUUGCCGUUAGCAUGGCCCAACCUGCUUUGCCUUAUGCCCUAUCUUUUGCAGCAGGGGCCAUGAUUUAUGUCGUGGUGGAUGAUAUUAUUCCAGAAGCAAACACUAGCGAAAAUGGAAAAUUGGCCACUUGGGGCGCAGUCCUGGGCUUUUUGGUAAUGAUGACUUUAGAUGUAGGAUUAGGCUAAACGUAAAUAUUUUCGAUUCUAUUCUGUUAUGUAACUUAAAUGUGUGUUUGUCCAUUGUCGUUCCUGAUGACUAACUCAUUUGUGUUCGUCCCUCACGAUUGAUCAAUAAAAUAAAGUGAAAACACCUAAUGAUACUGGGUGUUGAAGAGGUCGGUUAAGAGCGGAUGAGUUUUGGUUUUAAGCAAAAUUAAUUAACACAUUUCGGGAAACAUGUUAUUAUUAUAAAUAUGCAAAAUGAGUCAUCUAUACACAAUAGAUUAUUGUUACUGUUUCAAUCAAAUACAUUGACUGGAUCAAAAUAAAUCAUGUUUUAUAGUUUUUUAUAUAUAUAUUUCCAUUAUUUUCUGUGAAAUCAAUUUAAGUCAUUGCUGCAAGACAUUUCUAAUUUCUUAUGGAUUAUGGCUAUUGGGUGUAUGAUUCAUUUUGCAAAAGGUUUUUUUUCAUUUUCAUAUAAUAUAAGCUAUACGCCUAAAAGCAUUUGCGAAAACGUGAUUAAUUAAAAAAAUACUCCAAACCAAAUAAAUAAAUGCAAAAGCCUUUCCUAGCUGUGCAUAAACAGCACGCAAUUAUUAGAGAAGUUAAGAAAGGAAAGCGCUUUGUCCUAGGUCAAUUAUAUUGCUCGUAGUAGGUAACUAAUUUAAAUGAAAAUAAUUUUCUAAUUUACUGAAGGUAACAUACCAUACGGUUGCAAAUAUUGAUGAUUUCUAAAGGUACGUAAUGGCACCCAUACUUUAACAGUUCAUAGUUAGUUCUUUAAGUUACAAUUAACUCCGUUAUGCUCUAAGUGAAACUAGUAGUUCAGCAACUUUUUUCGCCCUUCACUUCAAUUCAAAAUUUACAGUUCAAUUCAAACUAAGGCCUUUAGCUCUAAGAAGGAUUAGGUAUAUUUUGCGAACCACUCAAAACUGCACAGUGAAGGGUUGAUGCUUAAAAAAGCCUUCCAGUAAUUUAUUAAAAUUCCAAAGUGGUUUGUUAGUUAAAUACACACUGAAAUAAUAGACAUUGUUGUGUAAGUAGCUUAUCUUUUGCAUUCUUGUGUUUUGAGUUCAAGGAAUGUUAAUUGAUCGUAAACACAAAAAAUGUUGAUUGCAUAAGUAAUCCUAGGAGUAUUUACCAAAAUUAGGAAAAGCUCUUUAGUUGCACAUGUUUAAAAAAAAAACAGGGUCGUCUUACUAUUUGUAGUUAGUAGGUUUCACUUUAGACUCACGAUGGUUAAUUUCAUUUUAUUUGUAAAAUAGCUUUAAUAGUUGAAUUCAUAACCACGUCCUCAAUAUCAAAGACUGGCCUAUCAAGUUCUGUUUUAAAAGAAAUAUUGAUAAUGCAUUUAUUCAUCAUCUCUGCCCAACCAACCAUAAAUUUGUCAUUUUGAGUUAAACGACUAGACAUUUCCAUGAAAGCAGUACCAGAUGAAUACAUGCAUUCCAAUAUGAUUGUUUGCAGUUUAGUAGUUGUACUUAUACCUGGAGUCGGAACUUUUCCAUUUCAAUCUUAAUUCAAGCAUUACAUCAAUGUAAAUGGAGGAAACUGUUGAGAGUUCCUCUAAGACCUGCAAGGCCGAUUGUACUCGAUGAAUCAGUUAUUUCAAUGCUUGAGUUAAUUCGUUUUUUGGUUGAAGGAAAAGUGUCUUAUUGUGUUCAUAAUUUUUGUGCGACUAUAGCAAUGUUAAAUGUCAGCCAAUUGUUAGCAACUACUGCUGUGAUACGGACAACCCAAUAGUGGUUGAAUAAAGACAUAUUUUUAGGUAA